Prunus armeniaca (apricot) is the source of this 483-nucleotide messenger RNA. The record is from the annotation of a GenBank genome assembly. NCBI's taxonomy places the organism in Eukaryota, Viridiplantae, Streptophyta, Magnoliopsida, Rosales, Rosaceae.
AUGGCGUUCAACAUCAAGCUUCUUCUGGCCAUCUGCUCCGUCGCAUUGUUCUUCACUCUUGUCUCUGCAAACCUUCCCAAAGAAGAGAUCGAUGGCUUCGUGGAGGAACACAACAAGGCCCGCGCCCAGGUCGGCAACCGUCCACUCAAAUGGAACGAGACCCUAGCCAAGUAUGCCCAAGACUAUGCAGACAAGAGAGUUGAUGACUGCGCCAUGGAGCACUCAAUGGGGCCUUAUGGUGAGAACUUGGCCUCAGGAGAAGGCAUGUCUGGAGCAGCUGCCACCAAGUAUUGGGUCACUGAGAAGGAGUUUUAUGACUACGAGCUAAACAAAUGCGUCCGAGACGAAUGUGGACAUUACCUUUGUGUGAUUUGGGGCAAAACCACCGAAGUUGGUUGUGGCAUUUCAAAGUGCAAGAAUGGACAAAACUAUGUCAUCUGCAACUAUGAUCCUGCUUAUAAUGAGGAGGACCAUCCCUACUAG